CGGUAUCUACACGAAAUGGAUUUGCGAUACGCAGAAAGGACGACCCUAUGAGAUUCCAGCAGUUCAGAUUUCACAGAAAAAAGAGAGACGUUUCUGUUAUUCGAUACUUAAUAGGUAGUAGCAUCGAAUUAAAAAACACCGCUAAUCACGCAAACCUGGUCUGGACGUAAUCGUAGCCCGGAUGAUAUCAUAAAGUGGGUUGACAACAUCGGAGACUAACGAGAAAUUCUGUCGUCGAAGUGAGUGCUCUUCUCAGGUUAGAAUGUCGUCUGUGGUAAAUAAUGGAUACAAAGGGACCGCAAGGAACAGUAUUAAAUCAUUUCAAGAAAAGAUGAUCAAGUUGAAAAGUGAUUUAAACGAAACAGAGAACAAAAUUAAACAGCAUAAACAGGAAACGCUUUCUGCAAGAUGGAGAGAACACGAAGCCAAACUCCAACUGAAGGAGAUGUCUGAAAAGAUCUCAGAGAAAGAAGAAAAGAUCAGAAAGAUCGAGGACCGUAUUCAUUACCAGAACGGGCGAAGGAAAGAGAUAGCGGAAAAAUAUCGAGAAAACGGGCGAGUUGCAAAUGUGUUGGAAGAAUCCACGAUCAAUGUAGAGGAAAUGAUGCGUAAACUUAACGAAUCCCAGCAGCGCGUAAUGGAAUUAAGGAAAAUGAACAAGGGAAUGUCGCAGGUUGUUGCAAUUCUGGAGCCUAAAAUUGAAAAAGCGGAGAGACGCGAACAGAAAGCUCUUAACCGUGCGUUUUUGAUAAAUCAAAAGUUAUCUGUUCAUCGUUACCUAGCAGCCAAAAGGCCUGAAGGAAUGUUGUCUCCUGAAGAAGAACUUGUUCCACAAUCCGACCAAGAAGCCAAAGUUAUAAGCAUACAAGAGAAAAUCAGAGGGGCAAUUUUACGGAGGCGAGAAGCCGAAAAGAAGCGGUGUACUUUGGAGAGAAAAAUUCAGGUUAUGGAAAAGGCGCUGGAUAACUUCAAGAGAAGAAAUCUGGAGUUUCAAAUUAGCAAAAGGGAGCUUCUUAGUUCAAACUUUUUAUAAACUCGCAAAAACUUGACAGUUAAAAAAUAUGACUUCUUCAUCCGAUUAUAGACUUUCUUAUAAAUUACUUGCACUUCAUAGAACACCAGUUCAUUUAAUAGGUCUUAUAGUUUAAUUAUUAACAUGUUAAACUUAUAGUGAUUUAUCAUGAUCUAACAGAUUGCUUUGAUGACCAGGACAAUACGAACAUGGCGCACUUACAGAUCACGAACGCAACGCUAUAAGGUACAUCCUGCUUUAGUUAAGAUGUCUACAUUGUCCUAAAUAUUGACCAAGCGAGAAAAAUAGAGUUUAUCAAAAGAUCUAAGAAGCUUACAAGCUUUUUGAAAGAUACAAAGCUUCACGCAGUGACGUGAUUGAAUAAGCCAUUGUCAUCGACGGAGAAUUUGAUUAAGUAAAUAAACAUUAGCUACCUUGGAAAUGA
This is a messenger RNA of Pocillopora damicornis (cauliflower coral), 1457 nucleotides long. RefSeq lists its product as uncharacterized. NCBI's taxonomy places the organism in Eukaryota, Metazoa, Cnidaria, Anthozoa, Scleractinia, Pocilloporidae. The record is from RefSeq and is a predicted model, not a curated record.